Molecule: messenger RNA, 2166 nt
Organism: Naegleria lovaniensis
Lineage: Eukaryota; Heterolobosea; Eutetramitea; Acrasida; Naegleriidae
Exons: 1
Coding region: 1-2166 (721 amino acids)
Source: RefSeq, a predicted model, not a curated record
AUGUCUUUGAAUUUUUCAAGUCUCUCUUCGUAUCAUCACAAAUUGUGUGCCUUCAUUCAACAACAGGUAGCUAAUCAUGAUAGUAGUACUAUCGGAAAUGAAGACCAUACACUCUAUUCAUUCCUCGCUAGAAAUAUAUUUUCUACUACUACUACGUGCUACACCUCUCAAAGCACUUCCUUGAAUCAAUCUCAACAUUUUCAAAUGGCACUCGAAGAAACACAAAAGAAAACAAUUGCCAUGUUCAAUGUAUUCAAAGAAAAUGUGAAUAUGAAUUUACAACAAGAGGAAUUGGAACAUAUUUUUCAAGAUUUAUCCAUCCAUCAUCCAUCAUCCACAACAAAUAAUUCUGAAACGAUGAUGAACAACACCACUUGCAAUCAAGAAGAAACUAUGAACAACUCAACAAUCAUUCUCAAUCUUAAAAUCAUGUUUCUCAUCUAUCGAUUUUGUGUGAAUCGAGUGAAAUUAGGAAAAGAAGUACAAUUUUCGUUUUUUGAAGAAUAUUUUAAUCAUGUCAUGAAUUUAGAGGAUUGGUUUGGACAAUCAUUAAAAUUAAUGAGAGAACAAUUCACUUUGAAUACAAGUCUUCUCUCGAUGGAUAGUAAUGAAUGGACCAUUCGAUCUCCUCGAGUGUGUGAAAUGAUUUCUAAAUGGAGAUUAUUAUUAUAUUCAAUUGUACAACCAUCAUCUUGUUUAUCAUCUACUUUAUCUACUUGUUCAAAACAAGAAUUCUCUUCUUCUUCAAAACAAGAAUUCUCCUCUUCAUACAAGUAUUCUAUUGAACCAUGGAAAUUAUUUAUCAUUUACUUAUAUACAAGUUUAUUAACAGAGAUAUUACCAUGGGGUGUUAAAUAUAUUCAUGAAUUUGGACAAAAACCAUCUAAAAAAGAUCAAAUAUUAAGAUUGAUUAAAAAACAAAAGAAGAAUAUCAUGACUAGUACUCUCAGUGCUGGAACUUUUCAAUAUGCUCCAUUCUUUCAAUUCUUAAUAUUACAACAUUUUGUUAAUAUGAAAUUGAAACAUUUUAAAGAACAAGGAAAUUUAAUAUUGAAUCAUUCGAAUGGAAAUUUAUUAUUGAAUCAUUCUAAUCAGUAUGAUAAUACUAAUGAUAAUUAUACUAAUAAUACUAAUAAUUAUACUAAUAAUACUAGUAAUAAUACUAAUUCUAAAUUGAAUAUUGGUAGUAGUAAUCAUUCUGUAAAUCCAUCAUUCAUGCCUUCAUGUCUCUUUUGGCCAAGAUCAUCCCUUGAAGAUAAACUUUUAAAAGAAUCAUUAACAUUUUGGGCUGUUUUUGUUUCAGCCAUUACAAGUACUGUACGUGAAGAACAACAAAUGAUGAUGGAUGAAGCUGAAGAAGAUGAUGAUCCUACAAGUAUGAAUACUUUUGAUACUAUGGAUACUAGUAUUGUAAUGAAUAAUAAUAUUGUAAUGAAUAAUAAUAGUAAUAAUAAUAAUAAUACAAUACAUUUGGAUCCAAUGGUUGCACCCACCACUGAUAGGACUCGUCGAAUGAAUGACACACAACACGAUCUUCAAACUCACAUGACUGUGAAUGAAAUUAGAAGUGUCAAGAAAUAUCUCUCUCAUACUCUUGAAGAAUAUUUAUUGAAUAUACUUGUACAAGUAUUGUAUGAAUUGGCAGAAUAUGAAUGCAAACCAAUAUUGGAUUUGAAUACUAUCACUUGUAGUAGUACUAAUAAUCAUACUAUCAAUGCUAGUAGUACUAUUCAUUCUACUAUUCAUACUACUACUAUUCAUUCUACCACCAGUAAUAAUAGUAAUAAUACUACAACGACUAAUACUGAUCAUCAUAAUACUUUAAAUACGAUUCAUUCUAAACCAAGUACAAUGACACCAUCUUUUUAUUUUGAAGGUCCAUUACGUUCUUUAGAGAGUAUUCGUGCACAUGCUCAAACAGUGAUUAGUUCUCUUUGUAAUGGUUUUGGAUUACAUUUAUGUAAUAUUAUAUUACCAAUGGUGAAUGCAGAUCUUGAACAAAUUGGAAAGAAUACUCUGCAAUCAGAUUUGUUUUCUUCUUCUAUGGAUUGUACUCCCUAUGGACCUAUCUAUUUAAAUACAACUCCAUUGAAUCCAAGUCAUAAUAAUAGUAGUAGUAGUACUAGUAAUAAUUCAAAUAAUAAUAAUUUAAAUAAUAAUAAUUAA